Molecule: messenger RNA, 5189 nt
Organism: Onychostruthus taczanowskii (white-rumped snowfinch)
Lineage: Eukaryota; Metazoa; Chordata; Aves; Passeriformes; Passeridae
Exons: 3
Coding region: 2603-3382 (259 amino acids)
Source: RefSeq, a predicted model, not a curated record
CGCGAAGCCAGAGGAUUUUUGAGGUUCCCUCUGCCUCCCUCCUUCCAAACCAGCGUGGUGUGUCUCCCUCUUCCUCAGUUUUCCCUCCCCCCAACCUCGUUUUCCUCGAGAAAUACCAUUGCUUUGAUGAUGCGAUUUUAGAGCAUUGAUUACAAAUUUAUUCUCAGACACUAUAUAAGUCUUUAUAUCUGCUAUUAGAGACAUCUGGGAAUGAUUAGAGCCGUCCCUCCCCCGGCUCUGCUCCCUCUAUCUUGCAGCGAGGAGCUAGAGACAUGUUGACGUCAGAUCAGACGGCUCGGAGCCAUCCUGCUCUCCACUUGGGUGUAAUCACGGCGACGCUUUCCAAGUCCCGGCCCGGCCGCGGCCGCCAGCUGGGAUGCGGGUGCAGUGGGACGCGGCACUCCAGCCCCGAGGCUCUCGGUACAGCCCGGUUUUGAACCCCGAAGGGCUCCGACUCUUCUGAGUUUGCUGCCGCGGUUGUUUGUUUGUUUGUCUGUUUGGGACUUCGAGAAAGCAGAAGCGGCGCAUUCCGCGGGCGGGUUACUCCCCCAUCCCCCCCGCUCCCCCCAGCCCCCGGCCCAGCGCUUGCUUUAUCUCAGCCCGAUUUCUCCCAGCGCAUCCGCUCACAGCGCUGUCUUCCAAAAUAAAUAUCGAGCCAGGCAGAUUUCCACCUUGUGUCUUGGCAGGGAGAAAUUAGCCAAACAAAGUGCAACGCUUACGUGCGGGCAGUCGCAGCGCGCCGACACCCCGUUAUCCAAAGUGGCAGUCAGGUUUAGAACGAGCCGGGAGAGUUGGAGGCUGCUGUGAAACAAGACGAUUCCCUACCCAAACGGCAGUGCUGCUGGCAAGGAGAUGGCUUUGCACCUGCUAUUAAAUCCUAAUGAAUCGCCUCUAAUUGAGAGCUGGAGCUGGCUGACGGUCACGCCGAACAGCCAGCCUUGGCUCAGUGGGACCCCAAACCACGUUUGAUGCGCUUAUUUUGACAAACUUUUUACUUUAUGAUUUUUUUUUUCAUGUUUCGUAUCACUCUAUUUUUCCCCCAAGGAGAAAAAAAAAUAAUUGAAUAAAUACAACUUAAGCCUCCACAGACUGUUUGCAGUCUUGGACGGCUGACACUUGUCCAGCUGUACAUUACAAUCAGUGCUACUAGCAGGAAGGAGGGGCGGGGGGGUGGAUAAGAAAGCAGUUGAUCUCGUCUCCAGAGGAAAAAGAUAAUGUUAGACAAUUUAUCUGAAGGAUUAAAUUCUCGCGGUAAAAUACUCUUGCCAGGAGGAGUGAGAAAAGAAAAACAAAGCCCCAUGUGACCCUAAAAACAAAUUUAAAAAUACUUCAAUUUCUUUGUUCCAGCAGAAUAAAAUAAAAUAAACCCCCUAGGAUACCGCAACGCUCCUCUGUGUCUAUCCGUAAUCUCGAAAGGAAAAGGAACAUUUCCUUUCUGAAUCAGUGCAAACGGUAUGCUGUAAGCUCGGCUUCCCACCACAGCCACCGACCCAGGGAGUCGGGCGGGAGUAAGUGAAUUUUUGAAAAGCUGUUGAAGUACAAGAGGGGGGAGGGGGGAAGCUGCGAAAUAAGCCAUAACAAAAAUUAAAAAAAAAAAAAGAAAGAAAAAAAAGACUCCCAACCAAACAGAAACAACCCAGCAAAAUCCUAUUUCUCCCUUUAUGAGAGACCUCUGACUGGUGGCGGCUCUGUGGCAGGGCUGAGGCUGUCGUCUCGGCACCUCUCCCCGGGGAGUGAGUCCCGUGUCCUGAGGCAGGAGCCGUCUCCCCGGCGGGAGAUGCCGUGGGGUCCAGCCGAGAGCUGCCGUGUCCCGCCGGGGCGAGGCGCAGGGCUCUGCGGGCGGGGGGCGAGAGGCGGCUCCGCCCGGAGCGGCCUCCUGGGAACAGCAGUAACGUGUUAGUGAAACAAUGGAGAUCAGCGGGCCCGCUUCUCGGAGCCCUGCAAUUGCUAACCGGGGAGGCUGUUCAAAGCAGAAACAAGACCCUGCGUUGCCCAAAAGGCUCGGUAGAAAAAUGUACAAUUCAGUUUUAAUGCAGAGCGGUAGAAUGGUUUCCCCUGUCUCGUCUGUUGAGCGAACAUGUGGGGGUAAUAGAGAGGCCGACUCUCCUAUAGGGGUCUCUAUUUGCAUGCCGUAUGUGGCUAUAGGCUGCAACAGCUGCUUAUAAUGAAAUUCUUAAAAAAGAUAAAUACACGUGCAAACCCAGAGAAGUUUUCUAAAACUGGCCUAAAAGACAAUGAAAUGUCCUGCCAGAAAAUACAGGAGGCGGAAGAGAUUAAAAAAUAAAUAAUAAUAAUAUUAGGUGUUCCCCCCAGAAGCCUCUAGCCUUCGCAGAGUUGCUGGCAGCGUUGCCCGAAGGAGGACCCCGGCAGCUGGAGGGGUGCAGGAGGCCGGGGACGCCCGGGGGUCGGGCGGUGAUGGGGGGAGGUGGCGUCUGGAGCGGUCUGGCAGGGGCGAGCCGAAGCACACGGCUCGGCCUUGACUGCCUCUCUCCCAAAUCUGGUUUUCAUAGAGCCGCGCAGUAAUUACCUAAAGCCAUAACUGUCUCCGAAAUUAUUCAUUAAAGUCAUUCCCUGGAAUCUAGCGUCGCGAGAGCCUACAUUUAUGGCCUUUGCGCCCUCGGAGCAUGACAUCGUCUCUCGCCUUGCGUCCUCGGCGGCAGAGCGUUCAGCAUCGCGAAGCGGAAGGGGGAGAUCGGGCUGCUCUCUCUUGCCUUCCCCUCGGUGUAUUGGUUUGCGGGGGCUCAGGUUGCUUUCCCCCUUUUGGCAGAGGAGAGCGAUGCAACCCGGCAGAUACCUUGGGAGCGAGGAGGGUAUUUUGGGGAGUUGCAGUGUUGUGCGGAAGAUCAUGUCUGUGCCCUGUGGUGCUGUCAGCGGUGACAGAUCCCAGAUGCCGUCGCUACUGUAUGGCAGAUUGAGUUUCUCAGCAGAAAACUCUCUCCCUCCCUCUCAAACGUCUUCAAAAACCUUCUCCAGAUACUGCGGGUCACUUCUGCUCCAUCGGGGAGAGAAAGGGGGAAAAAAGGCUUUUCCUCCCUCCUCCUUCUCUCUUCCUCGCGCCGGACCUCUCUGGGGUGCGCGGGGGGCCAUGACCGGGCCCUGGUGCACCCGGGGGUCUGAGGCGUCCCCUCUCACCCCCGUCCUGCUGAGAGCCCGUCGACGAGCACGGGGACCGUCGUCCAGAGAAGUGUUUUUCUUGCCGCGUCUUUUGCUAAGCCAGCCUCUCAUCUUUCACCGUCGCUGGCGGGGGGCCGAGGGCAGCAGCCGCUCCGCUCCGGCUCCGCUCCGGAUCCGCUCCGGCUCCGCUCCGCUCCGGCGGACCUCGCCCAGUGCGUCCAGUCACCCCGCAAGGCCAAGGGCAGAGAAAGGGCCUCUUUUUCCCUGAGCUCACGGGGACGAUGCGAUAACCGAACGCGCACCGCAGGAAAGAGCCGAUCGGGGGGAGCAUUUCUUAUCCUAUUUUCCCAGUGAAGUAGUAGCUGGAAAAUUCCGGGUGAGAUUUCAUGCCACUUCUUUCCAAACCUGCAAACACCGUCCCUAGGAAAACCGCUCGGCUGGGGUCUCCCCAGCUCGCAGCAAGAGCACUUGUCUCCGAGAAGCACAAAAUUCACCCAGAAAACCUAACUGCAAUGUUUAGCGGUCAGGCCAGCUGUGCCCAGCCUUCCAAGCAAUGGGACAUGUAGGCUGUCAUUCAGAGCCUGAAGGGAUUUGCCCGGCGUGUCUGUCUUCUCAAAACAACGGACUUGGCUCCGGCGUAAAGUGAGAGCAUCUCUGAGUCCAGAGUUGCCGUGCUCCCCUCCAGCCCCUCAGGCACAGUGAUGCGCCUCUUCUUGCAUCCUUCAGGUUGUAAUCAGCCUUUAAUUUGCCAUAGUGCUGGGGAAGAUUGGGACACCAGGUCGGUGUGCACCAGGUGUGCGGGAUGCGCCUUUAGCUAUAUCGUCCCCAGCCCCCGAAGAACACUCUCAGCCUUGUAAGCUUAGCAGCAUCCCUCAGCUUCGCGUUUGCUCUCCGUUCAAACCCCGUUAAAUUCUUGGGGCGUGAAAGGGAAAUCCACGGGUGAUGUGAACUUAGCGGGACCCUCCACAACCCUGGUUAGGCUUUUUCCCUCACCGUCGGAAAAUGCCUUGCGGGCUGGCACGGGGGAAACUGCGGGUGCGGUGCCAGGACAGCUCCCGAGGCACAGGCUGAUUCCCAGAGAGGGACGCGAUUUCCCCGGCUGCCCUGUCCCUGUCCGGGACACGCACAGCCCCGCAGGCAGCUCCUGGCCGGCUGCAGCCCCUCCCCACCGUUCCUGGGGCCGGUGGAGCCGCAGCCGGGUUACAUCUUUGGGGCUGUGCUCUCAAAGUGGCAACUCUCCCGCCUCACCCGGCUUUCCCCCAUCGCCCGCUGGCGUGAAGCUCUCGGUGCCUCCCCGUGUCCCCCCAGCCCGAUCCAAACACUCCACGCUCUCGGCCAUCUCAGCAGGGCGGAUGUCCGUGCAGGAUAGGGCCACUUCCUCCCUCACGGUCCUCAGGCCCCGGCAGGCCUCUAAGUCCUGUCGAGACGGAGGGACCUGUGCUGGGCUGUGCCACACAAGCCAUGCAGACGCCCUCGCCGCUCAGGUGUGACUACAAAGGGUCUUUCCUGGCGGCCUGCUGCUGGCCGGAGCCUGGGAUAGGUGUAAACCCUACCCACCCGGAGGAUGAGUGCGUUUCAUCUCUGUGGUACCAUUUAUUCAAAUGGCACAAGGAGUCCCAAGCCGAGAGCUGGGGGGACCUCCAGGGAAAGGAUUCUCUUUGCAGACGAGGUUGGGAGCACUGGGAGCCGAGCACGGCAGCGCCGGACACCGCAGCUGGGGGGCCAGGGCGGGCUGUGGCAGCAGCUGUGACCCGCGGGGAGCUGUCCCCGCUUGCUGCCCGCGGCUGCCAACUCGCUGCCUCAGGCGGGCAGGUGGCAGCGGCAGCGGCGGGAUGCAGGACUCCGUAUGCCCCGGGUGCUCCGCAGGGCACAUUGGCUUUCCUGCUCCCCUUCCCGGGAGCCGGGAGGGCAGUGUACUGCCGCUCUCACUGCAGAGGCGCAGACAGGAUGGGAAGGAGCCGAGCUCGUGUUUAAAGCCGAAUAUCGCACCCACCCGAGCAGCAGCGGUGGGAUCAAACGCAUCCCCCUUCUCACCCCCUGCUCCAGGUGCUUUCCUGGGCGGCGCGGCUCCUCCC